AUGGUCGUUACCAACCGAUGCCAAAUUUCUGCCGAGGUUUCAGCACAGUUUCGAAACGACCCCUCUGGCAUGACUAACAAGAUGAGAAAUAUAAGAACUGCUGUUGGCGUCUGUGGUGUUGAUUCCAGGACCAAUGACAGUGCAGGUGGUGGUCUUGUGGUUCAUUCACCGAAACAACACGGACCCAAUACAACAGGCCUUCAGCGCGGGUAUGUUGGUAGGCAAAAUGACCAGCCUCCACACUACCGGUCUAGGAUGCCUAGCGGUCAACCAUUGGUUGAUCCGGAUAUGCAAUCCGUACCACCACCGCCUCCUCAGCCAUCUGGCCAGCACUACCCUCGAGGAUGUGCUCCCGGUCUCGGGAGUCAUGCUACCGCCUCUCCCGUAGUGUCGCCCUACGCGUUUGAUGCCUCGCCUACAGCUAUCGACGAACAGAUCCCAUAUCACACGGGUAACGCCCCUCUUCCCCCCAACUACGCUACCCCACCACCGCCUCAACAUCUACAGCAACAGCAGCAGCAGCAGUCUCGCCCAAUGAUGAUCACACGCUGCUCCAAUCAAAGUCUUCAUGCUUCCCCUUCGGAUCCCAUGCCGCGUCCGCUUAAUGAGGAAGCGUAUCUGCGUGAGGGUUGUUCACCACAAAUGUCUACGCCGACCUUCCAUCAUCCCUCGGCUCUUCCGCCUCUGCUGGGUCAGAGCAUGAAAAACGGUCCACUCCCGUCAGGUCCACAACCGAACAGUAGUCAGUCAAUUCCACUGGGUGGUUGCGGGGCACAAUCUGUCCGCCCUUUUCAGCCCACGGAUAGUGAUUACUCUGACCACAAUUCACUUCGCACUGGGCCGGCUAUCUCCAACGACAUUGAUGACGUUGUACUCCCCGAAGAUAUUGUAAACGAUGUUUUCGAACGUAAGUUUGACGUCCUUUCUUUUUCUCGGUCUUAUCUACCACUUUUGAUCCAAGUAUUUGUUACCGAAGUCCUUGCCUGCCUGUACUUCACAUCAGAGUACGUUUCAGCUGAAUUGGCAAAAUGCAUGCCCUUAUUUGCUUGUAAAACAGAUGUACGUUAA
Molecule: messenger RNA, 1068 nt
Organism: Dibothriocephalus latus
Lineage: Eukaryota; Metazoa; Platyhelminthes; Cestoda; Diphyllobothriidea; Diphyllobothriidae
Source: the annotation of a GenBank genome assembly